ACGACUGCAGUUCCACGACUGGGGGAAUUACUGGUGGUGCCAUAAUCGCCGAGUCGAAAAAGAAGCUCAAGAAGAAGAAAGAUAAGAGCAACAGUAAAACGCAGACGGAUCCAGACCCCGUGAAGCUGGAGUGGUCCGAGUUGGCGAGAUGUUUGUUGACGCUGAAGUCCAUUUCGACGAAUGAUGAGUGCCUUGAUGACGUCCUGCAGGGACUCGUGUCACAUACUCAGUCCCUUCUCAAACGGUUCCAACAAGUCCCCCCCGCCACCGAUAUUCCCCUCGACCCGCACAAAUGCCUCUCCGGCCUGCUCCACACACUCCUUUCGGUCGCCGUGCAAUGCCACCACAGCCGCGAAGAGCCCAAGAAAUACUUGUCUGACGUGCUAUGCGUCAUAGCGCAGUCCUGCCUCCUUCUCGCCACCGGACCUCACCCCCUCCAGUACACGGCCAUGGUGGAGAUGAAUAAAAUCGUCGAUGUGACCAUUGUUCACCGGCUCACGAAGGACAGCAGGGAAAUGGAGGCGGAGAAACAGGCAGCCGCCGCCGCCGCCGCAGCUGCCGCAGCGGCCACGACCAGUGGCGGGGGACCAGGUAUGACCGCAUCGCCGCACCAUUUGACCGUUUCCUCCACCCCAUCAAAGCAACAGCAGAGGGGGUCCGUGAGUAAGGGGGGUGGGGGCAGCGGUGGUGGUGGUGGUAUGGGUCCCACACCCACGACGGGGACCACCGGGACCACGAAAGGACCCUUUCAGAAGGCUAAAUCUAAAGACAUUCCAAGCAAAAUGACCAGCAAGGUGGCCUCUUCGGGGCAGGAUCUUUUAGCCGUUCUGGAGCCUGCUGUCGGACCAAUCGUAAAUAUUUUGCACAACGCUGUCACUUUGUAUAAACGAACUAUUGGAUCUCGUCAAAUAUGUACGCCAUCCGUCAGACGAAGGACCUGCAGUGCUCACUGUUUGCAAUUGCUGAGUGCGAGAAUCCUUGUCUUCCUCGUGCAUGCUCCCGCCGUCCAGAAAUCUUUGGUGAGUGAUGCGCCUCUUCGAAUACUUAUCGCCGCCUUGGACGCGACACAUGACCCGCAACUGCUCUGUCUCGUGCUGCAAAUCUUGGCAACUUUGGCCUUGGACCCCGCCCAUCACAAAGCGUUGAUGGACGCCGGGGUGGCGGACGCCCUGCCACCCCUGCUCCUUCCGGCGGACGAAUUUUUCUACACGAACCAUACGACUUUGUUUGCCCGAUAUGUGAAACAUCACGCGGCCCGAUUGCUCGUCUAUUUAGGCCUCCAUCACAGGUCGGCCUUAAGGAUCAGCGUUUUCGACCUUAUCACGGCAGACGAAUCCACUAUAUCGAGUGGGACCUUGGGGAAUGAAGACUUGUACAUCACGUGGACCUGUGCCACGCCUCCGCCCGUGCUUGGCCACCCCACCCAAGGCAGCGGCGGACUGCCCCCGAUCAUUGCAAUGUCCGUGGAAUCAACGCUUAUCAGAGUCCUGAAAUCGCUCGAGGGCGGCGGAGGUGCCCCGGGGUCGCCGUACUUGAGAGAGCAGCCUUCCAACUGGAUGAACCAAAGUCCGAGUCGAAACUGCUUCAGCCCUGUCCUCCACUUCAGAAGACAUUCCGCUGAAAGCCGUCGGGACAGCAUGGGAGGCCCUGAGCUGGACCCCGGAUUCGUACGGACAUUUCAAGCCUGUUACCCGGGCGUCGUGCACCCCACAAUUUUACUUCGCCUCCUCCUCCACCGCCUGCUGAGUACGGGGCUGGCCCUGCGACGGUGGAAAAGUUGUGCGUCUCGAGCUUCAUUUGCCUCCGCGUAUUCCGGCCAUUCUGGACACUCCAUUUUUUCCGUCUUCUCCGGAGAGUCCAGAACCUCUCGCAGUCGAGCUUCUAGCACCGACGAGUCUGUACCUUUAACCCUGCGACGAAGAAGACAAGUGAGCUUGACGGUGGAUUGUACCUCAGUGACAAACCCGGAAGGCGAGGAUUCCUCGAUUUUGCACGAAUUGGAGGAAACCACGUCACCCGCAGAGGCCCGGGAUGUCAUCUCCCCCACGAAGAAGGGGGGCACGAUUCGUGGGAUAUUUUCCAAGUGGCGGUCCUCCAGUCAAGAGGCCAGCGUGGACAAAGGGGACCCCGACGCCCACAGGCUCCUCUUGGCCGAGAGCGGAGGCGGCGGCGGCGGCGGGGGAGGGAAACAGAGGGAAAGCUCAAUUUUUGGACUGCUCCCGCUCGCCGCGUUGAGGGCGGCGGCGUCCCGGGAGAAUUUGGAUGAUGGGGGAAACGGCGCGAGUGUGGUGAACAGUCCGGGCGCGUCGCCGGGGGGGUCGCCGUCGUUCUUGUCGAAGCAGAGUUUCCGGUUUGGCAGCCUCCACCAAAAAACCAAGACCCGUCGCCUCAGUCGAAACCGUUCUUUAGACGUCGCUCCGGAAGUCAUCUCUCCAAAAGACACCCCGGAAGAAGAAAUCUACGCUUUUCAACGCCGCCUCCAAAACAUUCCUGACUUUUCCGACACUUCCGUCGAACCCCCUUCACCCCCCGCGAUUCCGCCCGCCUCGCCGCGCCCGCGGUCACGCUCCGUGCCAAAGGUCACGUUGGAAGCGCCGUUGCCCAUUCUGCCGGGAAUUUCGACGUCGCCGCCGCCCACGUCGCCCACGUCGCCAUCCGACAUGCCGUUUAUGCCGUUGCCCUCGACGGCCCACCUGCUCAGCCCUUCCUCCCCGGUGCGGGGGUUCCCCACCUCGUUACCCCAGCCGAUCCCCGCCCCCCCGCCGAGUCCCGGCUUGUUGACGCCACACUCGCCGAAAGCGGGGUCCUCGAGGGGUCCGAGUCCCUUUGACGAUAAGGGAUCGGCGGGAGGGGGGAGUGCGAAUGAUCGAAAUGACAAUAGUAGGAGGAACUCGGUGUCCCCCAGUUCGGGGGGGAGGAGACAUGAUAGCAUUUUUAUAUCGGAUAUGCCAAUGAUGCACAGGGCGGUGUUGCUCUUUGUGGAAGACUGGAUAACUACGGCGCGACCGCAAGGAAAAAGUUGUGUGAUUCGAGAGCUAAAAGACUUCGUGGCGCGGGUGUCGUCUUGUGGACCGCCGUACCUCCGCUGGGCCGACCAUAUCCGGAUCCUAUGCCCAGCCUUGGUCCAGGAGGAGGAAGCCCAUGAAAUCGAGUCGCUCGAAGCGAUCAAAUUAGACUAUUGGGAGAUGCAACGACUCGUUGUCGGGGGAAGUUUGCCGUGCAGCAAAGAAGAGGCCGCAAUUCUGGCCGGGAUGCAACUGCGCUUGGAGGAAUGUUGGCCGCGGUCGCGCCCACCAAGACUGCACCACACGGGACCUGCCCCAUCUCCCGCUGCGCCAAAUACGCCAAACGUUAAUGCCGACAAGAUAUCAAACACUCAUCGAACGGAGGAUGAUAAGGACUCUGCCUCCAUCCCACUCCUCUCUGACCGCUCAAACCCAUCCCGCUCCCUCGCGACAACAUCCGGCGGCGGCGGGGGUGGGGGUACCGACUACCCCAUCGAACUCCGCGCAGACGCCGAACUCCACGCGGACGAUCCUCCUCCCACCGCCGCCAUAAAACGGUCCGGAAUGGGGCGUGCCGUCUCCCUGUUGACCACGUGCUACUCAUCCUCCGAAGACAACGAGAUGUCGCUAUCCGCCUCCGCCAGGAUUGACGACUUGGUCCCACCCUGUUUCGUGCAUGCUGGAAAUAUGCCGAGAUUAAUUAAGGAGCAAAAGAGGAAAUUAUUUCACACGUCGGUCUACGAGUCGGCCACGCAGCUGCAGAAAUUGUAUGUCCAAACGUGUCGACGACUUCCAGCGUAUGGCUGUCGCCUCGUCGUCGUGAAGGAGCUUUUACGUGGAAAAACAAAGAAAAAGGCCACCCGAUUACUCGGUAUUGGACCGGAGAAAAUCAUUUUAUUGGAUUGUCGAACCAAAGUAUUGGCCAGAUCGCAGGCGACUACGGAUCUUAUCCAGUGGAGAGCUGGCGGAGGGAGAAAUCAUGACCGAUUGAUUUUAGAGUUCCGUGGUACGCGAUGGGAUCUUAAGGUGACGUGGUCGCUGCUGGUGCCGCCGUUGGGAAGUACGUCUUCAUGCGGGGUGUCUUGUGGUCACUUGGGAACGGUGGGUGGGCUUCGUGAAGCGGGGAGAGCUCUAUGGGCACUCCUGAGAGAAAUGGACACUAGCUUCCUGCAGGAAUUCACACUCCCCAGAAAAUCACUGCCGCUCGAUGCAGAAGCUUCAAAGAAACAAUGGAAGCUAGCAUACGUCAACUUAAGCCCUGAACUUGAAGAACUCGAAAAAGUCCUUCAUUUCCCGGAAGAAGUUGCGCUAGCAUUGGCUGAAACGGAAAGUGUCCUUUUCUGUCAGGUUGCCCCGCUGGAGUAUUUACGCCAUGUCACGCUCGACUUGGACGAAGUGGUCGCCGGCGGAGGAGGAGGCGGAGGGGGGACAACUGGUGGUCCUGCGGCUGACCAACAGGCAGGCAGUCAUCCCGGAAUUAAUAGCUUGGUCGAUCGAUUCACAGAGAUAAGCUCGUGGGUAACCCACCUGUUGGUCUCCCCACCGACGCACGAGGAGCGGAAAGCCGUCCUGUCCUGCUUGCUCCGUGUGGCCAAGUCUGCCUGGAACCUGGGCGCCUUCGGGAGUGCCGUCGAGAUCGUGGCUGGCUUAAAAUCUUCCAAACUAAAGCCGUUCUGGCUCUCGUUAAAUGAAAAAGAGGAUAUCGCGACGUUGGAAAUGUUGUCGAAAGCCUUGCUCGGAGAAAGUAUAGAAGUCGGUGGAGGUGGUUCUGGGGAGGGUGAGACGAGCACAAAAGAACGGAGGACAAUAUGGAGCGCCCCGGAGUACGAGGCAGGAUUGACGAGAGCCUUAAAAAUCCCGACAUGUCUGGUCGUCCCGUUUUUCGGGGCUUAUAUCAGAGAAUUAAGAAACGUGCUGCAAACCCCGUCCCUCGUCGUGGUCUCGACCGGAUCGGAGCAGCAACAGUUGCAGAGUUUACUGGAUCCCGAAGGGGAAGACGAAUACUUCACGAGAAUCGGUUCCGGCGGAUUGCUGAAUAUGAACAAGCUCCGCAAGGUGCAGGCCAUCCUGGAGAAAAUCGUCGUGGUUCAUCAACAUCAUGCUAAAAGGCUGCAAAAGGCUGCUUUUCUUAACACGGAUCGCCUCAGCAUCCACACGUCGAGCAUUGAGCGGUCCGGAUUUCCAGACGAUGAAGACUCGCAAGACAGCGAGGACGACUUGUACGGGAAUCUGGAGACGAUGAUCGACACUCGGAGUGGGGGCGGGGGCAACGCGAACUACAACCCGGUCCAGGCAAUCAGCCACGACCCGGGCAUUUCCUUCAUCCCCUUGACCGGGGACAAAAUCAAUAUUGACCAGCACAACUUGCAAGUUUUGCAUCAUGGGAGUACCGCCCUCCACGUCGACUGUGAUGGUCGAGCCUCCUUCGUCUACGUCCGCUUGGAACGGUCCUGUGGCACCUUAACGUGGAGUAAACCGGUCUGGAGCUCGCUCCGAUUUUCCCACGCCCAGCCCGACUUUCUCCUCACCGUGGACCCCGAGCUGAUCCCGAUUUCGGCGGGGAUGAUGUUGAAGGUGGGGUGUUACGGGACGGCGACGAAUGUGGCGGGGCCGAAUGCCCCGCCGUCCUGCCAGGGCCUCCCAGACAUCUCCAUGAACACGCUGGAAGAGGGCUACAUCGAUUUAAUCGGGAUUAAAGAGGUGGAAAGUGGGAGUAAAGAUGUCGACAUGUUGCCCACCAUGAAAAGGUAUGGAAUUGAACACUGGGCAAUUUCUGAGACGUGUGUUUCCCUCGUGUUUGGAAUUCUAUUGUGUGAUAAUCGAUCAACCUUCUUUGUCUUUCCGCCACGCCUUGCUUCAAUUUGGUUGAAUGGCCUAAGAUCCGUGGUGAAAGCGCUUCGUCGUGUCUUGGGAAAACCUGAUCGACGCCUGUUCUGGCUCAAGGAACAAUAUUUACAGUUGUUUUAUGAAGAAGGGAAAUGUUUAGCGCCCACCAUGGCCGAUGCGAUUAGGGUGUUUGGUGGGAGACGUUGGUCAUCCACCGUUCCGCAAGGAGUGACCCCAGACACGCCCCCGUUUAGGAGGACGGCCUCCGCAAAAUUUAGGAAGAAAAGAUCUCUCGCGAAUAUUCAUAUGAUUAAGGAAUCCUUCAUCCGCGGAAGUGGCGACCACGGAUCGACCGGUGGCGGGGGGGAUUAUCGUCCCCCCAGCCCCUCCGUGAAAGGGAGCGACUCCACCUCAACCCCAUCCCAUCAACAGUCGCUCGUCCGCAUUAAGAGCGCCGCCGCCAUGAUGCCCGCCACGUCCGUGGAUGGCGCGACGUUUCAACAUUCGCGCUCCUCCGCCCUCACGCACGAGACGCGACUCAUAUUUCAAAAUUUUGUCCAACUUUACCAAGCAUUUAGUUUAAGGUCACGAAAAGACCUGCGUGACUUGUUUGACUCGAUCGCCACUCCGCAAAAGGGAGGAAAUGACGGGGUUCAGGACGCUUCUCAACCCGAAUCUCCGGAACGGAGUCACUCCUCGUCUACUUCAGGCACCACUCCGAAACACGGCGUGGUGGGAACAGGGGCGAACGUAGCAUCGAAAUUGAAUAUGCAGCAAGGAAGUUCCUCAUCUUCUGGGGGAAAGCAGCACGAGACGAGUAAAUUCAUUUAUGACGCGAUCGCCUCCGCCAGCAUUGUGCAGAACGGGGCGGGUGUGGAAACAUCUCGGAGCAAAGUGAUCCCAAUCUUGGCCCUCACCAACUUUCUCAAGAGUCAACAAGGCGAGAGAAAGUCUGACAAGGAAGUCGUCGCCUUGAUAGAAAAAUACGAACCUGACGAAAAUUUACGAGCCCAGCAGUGCAUCUCGUUCGAGGGAUUUGCUCUGUAUAUGAUUUCCGGGCAGAAUUUGACCUUCGUGAGUGAGCGGAUUGUUCCCCAGGAGGAGGAAUUGGACCACCCGAUGGCGCACUAUUACGUCGCCGCCUCCCACAACACCUACCUAACUGGCCACCAACUCAAGGGAGAAUCCUCCGUGGAGCUGUACAGUCAGGUGCUCCUGGCCGGGUGCCGCUGUCUCGAGCUCGACUGCUGGGACGGGGACGACGGUGACCCCGUGAUCUACCAUGGACACACGUUCACCUCCAAGAUAACGUUCCGCCAGGUGGUCGACGCCAUAAACAAGAGCGCCUUCCUCGCCUCGUCCUACCCGCUCAUCCUCUCCAUCGAGAACCACUGCUCCAUCCAGCAACAGGCCCGCAUGGCGUGGACCUUCCAGACCGUUUUCGGGGAAAAACUAGUCUCCCGGUUCAUGUUUGACGUGGACUUUUCCGACGACCCGUGUCUCCCUUCGCCCGCCCAGUUGAAAAAUCGGAUUUUAAUCAAGAACAAGAAGCUGCAUGCGGAAAUUAUACCUAAUCCGCCCACAGCAGCGCAGCACGUGGUGUCGUCCGCGCAGGCGAGCGCGGCGCCGAGUGGGACGCGGAAUAGGUCGGGAAGUCGGCCCCAGUCGGCGAGGACGAAUAGUAUCGUGAGUAAUGUGAGUGGGGGGUCGAUGAAUGAUGAGUAUUCGGAUUCGGAGACGGAUUAUGAGGAUGAGCAAGAUGAACGUCUCGUCGUCUCCCGCCAAGCCUCCGAACAAGCCCUCCCCAUCACCCCCCGCACCGACUCCCUCACCUCUCAAGAAUCCAACGUCAAACCCCUCAAACGCGGCAUCUCCACCAUGAUUUCCUCCACCUCCUCCACCCACCACCACCCCACUCCCCUUCCCCUCACCACCACCACCGAACCCUCUUCCUCCUCCACCUACCCCCUCCUCGAUCUGGACGAAUCUCAAAAGAAAAAACAACAACAAAACUCUCAAAUCGCUCGGGAACUUUCCGACAUCAUAAUUUACAUCCAAGCCAUAAAAUUCUCCGGUCUUACGACCCUCUCCCCCUCCUCCUCCGUUCGAAACAAGCUCAUGCAACGGAAAAACAUUCUCCCCCCGUCCGGCCCCUCGCUCCCCAUCUCCCUCCCCGUCACGCCCACCACCUCCUCCUCCACUUCCGGUGGUCCCACCACCACCACCUCCGACCCCCCUCCCCCUCACCCCUCCUCCUCCACCUCCUCCCACCCCAACCGCCGCGUCAUCACGAACCACCCCGUCUACCAGUGCUCCUCCCUUAACGAAAACGCGUCCAAAAAACUAUGUCGAAAACAACCCCUGCAAGUCAUGGCGCACACGGAAACCCAGCUUAUCCGCUCUUAUCCGGCCGGCAUGCGGAUCGAUUCCUCCAACUUCAAUCCGCUUAUCUUCUGGGCCUUUGGGAUUCAAAUGGUCGCGCUAAAUAUUCAAACUGAAGACCCCACCGGCCACGUGAAUGCCGCCAUGUUCGAGCAAAACGGGCGGUGCGGGUAUGUCCUAAAACCGGCCGUGAUGUGGGACCGGAAUCACGUCAUGUAUCGCCGAUUUAACCCGCUUGAGAAGGAAUUUGACGGGUUGCACACGGUUCACCUGCAUCUCACCGUAAUUUCGGGGCAGUUCUUAUCCCCGGCGAAUUAUCAGAUAAGCCCGCUCGUGGAGAUUGAGAUUACCGGGAUUCCGAUCGAUUGUUCGAAGCAGAAGACCCGGGUGAUUUCGAGGAAUGCGUUAAAUCCGAUUUGGAAUGAGACGAUAGAUUUCAUUAUACAGUUUCGGGACUUGAGUUUUAUUCGGUUUAAUGUGUGGGAUACUGGGUCGAGUGGGGGUGGGCAUGUGAUAGCGCAGAGGGUGAUUCCCUUCAAGGCGUUGAGGAUGGGGUAUCGGCACAUUCGGUUGAGGAACACGAGGAGCCAGCCGUUACCGGUGAGCACGUUGUUUAUCCACGCGAGGGUGGAGGAGGAAGGGGAGGAGAUUCAUGAGGGGAAUAAGAGCUUGUCGAAGGAGGAUUCGUUGAGGGAUUCGACACCGGUUUCGGAAGGUGGCCACUUGAUCGGACCCUCCCUCACGAAAUCCUCCGUCGCCUUGAAACGCCGCAUGUUUUUCCUCGUCGUAUACGGCGUCGUUUCCGAAGAACCCUACACCGUUCUCAAAGUGACCCAGGACACCACGGCGGCCGAAGUGAUCAACUCCGCACUCCAAAAAAGCGGGCGCACCGGGGUCGAAACGGUGCGCGAGUACGUCCUCAUCGAAGAAGUGGCGCGGGGGUGGGACGCCAAGGAGAAAGAAUUGCCCCCCACGCAGCGCGUCCUCGACCCGAACGAGAAACCCCUCCAGUCGCAAGCGCAGUGGAAAGGGGAGGGGAAAUUUAUCCUGAAAAAGACCGGAAAUGACCCCUCCAGCAGGGCGUGGUUGUCCUCCAUUUCGGCGCGCGGGAGGGGCGGCGGCGGCGGCGGGAUGGGGGAUCCCGACUCCAGAGACAGCAACGACUUGAGUCAGUGGGGGGAAGAUGAAAACUUUUUAGUAUGUGUUCACAACGUAUCGCAUGAGAUUCCGUAUGCUAUUUUGAAGGUUCCUGUUCGAAGCACUGCUCAAGACAUAAUUACGCAAGCCUUCGUAAAAGCGCGUCGCUUGGAGGACCCCUCAAAAUUCGUCCUCGUCGAAGAGCUUGAGCCCAUGGUCCCCUCCACCUCGGGGUCCGGCGGGGGGUCCGACUCAGCUGGGUCGUUUCGUAAAAAGGCCGCACAACGCGCAAUCAGCAGAUGGUUGGAAGAUGAAGAAAACGUUUAUGAAGUUCAGCUGAAAUGGAAUACGGUUGGGAGAUUCGUCCUCCGCGACCGGAAACAAGCCCUCGCCAUCUGCGGCUCUUCCGGGGGCUCCUCCUCCUCCAAACCUGGCUCGAGUGGGGGCGACCGUCUCAAAAAAGGAAUCCGGGCCUCCACCCUGGCCAGAUUUUCGAAACUCAAAAACCGCAGUGGGGGAAGUAGCACAAGCAGCGGGGGCGGCAGUGGGGGCCCUUCCACCUCCACCUCUACGACCACUGGGACAUCUAAAAACCGCGAAAAAGCCCGCCAAUACUUAACCGAACGACACGCCAUGAGCCUACACGACUCCGCCACGCACAGCAGCGCGCGCCCGCGCAAAGUCAAAUCGCGCCGGAGCGCGCAUUCGGAAGGGGAAACCCUUUCUGAUGAGGAAAUUCCGCACGAAAUCGAUUUCAAAUCCACCGUCGCGCGUUUAAAGAAAGUUUCUCUAAGGAAAUUUAGAGUUUGGAAAUAAAUAGACUAAAUUCUGGCCGGAAAUAUGCAAAUUUUUACAAUUUUCAAAGAACAGACGGAGGGGAAAAUCAACCCUGUUAUAUAUUUUUAUACAAAUUUUCGUUUCCUUUUCCACCCACUUUUUCACCAGGGACGCAAUAAUAAUUUUACGGCACAAGAAAUCCCCCCGCCCCCCCAAAUUGUUUCUAUAAUUAAAUAAUUAACUAACUACAAAUAUGACAUUCAUUAAUGGUGCGAAUAAUUAGUGCUAAAAAUUUGCAUAUGUACUAAAAUAUCUCCUAUUUAUCUCUCUUUUUCCUCGCUAUCAUUGUUCCCAUUUCAUGGACACUUAAAUCGUUUUUUUGAAAAAAACGAGCACAAAAAUUGCAUCUAUAAGAAUGCAAGCGUUGUUCAGUCCUGUGAUAUUUAACCUUUUUAUAUCUUAAAAAUACUAUUUAUUAUCAUGUUAUAAAUACAGACCUUAAAAAACUCUACUAAUAACUUUUAACUAAUAAUUACUAAUUAAUUAAUUAAUUAAUCAUCAUCAUUAAAUUAUUAUGAACUAUUCUUAUCUACAAACAAAAAGAACAAAUACCGACCUUUCAUUAUCAACUUACUUUAAAUGAAGUUAGUUAACUAAAUAUCUCUUUAAUAAAGUAUUAAUUAAGUAUUAACUAAACUUAAUUAAUUAAGCAAGGUGUGAAAUCCCAAUAAUUAAAUAUUUAAAUAACCAAUUAAUAAGUCUUGCUCACCCUGCUUUUGAGCUACAUAAAGAUUUUUUAUACUUGUUUUUCCACCCUCUGUAUUAACAUAAAUAUUUACAUAGUUUUAUAAUUAAUUAAUUAAUUACAUAAUUAAAUUAAGUAUAGAUUAAUUAAAUUAAGCAGUAAUGAAAUGACUCUGGUAGAAAAAAAUGUGGUGACAAUUGUUAUAUACUUUUUAAGUAAAUGCAUAUUCCUUGUUCCAUGUUUAAAUAUCCUUCUUAGGAAAGUAUUUACAUAUUUAAUAGUUAGUUAACUAUAGUUACAUAAUUAUGUAAUUUAAGGAAAUUUUUUGGUUCUGUUAGUUUUACAAUUUUGUAGAGAUAAGUUGUUGGUCUUAUCUUACCUUAUCGUUAGUUUGUUAAGUAGUGUAUUGCAAAAAACACAGAGAUAUUUGUGUAAAAAACUGGCUGGUCCGAGACCAUUAAUUCUUAACUCUUUUACGUGUAUUGAUUGGUUCGUCGAUGCAAAAAGAUGCCACACAUGCACAAAAAGAUGAUAUCUUGGAUUAUAAAUUGUUGUAUUGUAUUUUACCGUUAGCCGUGUCACCACAUUUGUAAAUACAUAUUUAGGGAGGAAAAGGUUAAUGUGAUGAUGUAUGUAUUUAGGGGAGAAAUGGUGUAAUUUUUGCCAUAAUUUGGAUACAUUAUUGGCCAAAGAAACGUUGAUUUAUUUCUACGAUAAGCUAGUUAACUUGCCAUUUAGCUGGAUGACUUAUCACCAAAAUUACCACAUUUUUAAGCAUUUCUCCCCUCUGGGAACUUAUUUUAAAAUUUCUGAACGACACAUUUGUAGAGCAGGGAGUUGUCAAUUUUUUUAAAUAUACACUCCAGAUUUUGACACUUUUAUUGCCGGGGGAGACCUUAAGUUUUUAAGAAGCUUUCAGAAAAAUUGGUAGGAUUCAAUGAAAAUCGUCAAAAUUACAACAUUUUUAAUCAUUUCUUACCCUCUGGGAACUUAUUUUAAAAUUCUGAACGACAAAUUUGUCCUCAGUGAGU
Messenger RNA from Folsomia candida, 11903 nucleotides. RefSeq names its product 1-phosphatidylinositol 4,5-bisphosphate phosphodiesterase epsilon-1-like. The coding region runs from base 450 to 10166 and encodes 3238 amino acids. The transcript has 40 exons. Gene Ontology annotation, biological process: phosphatidylinositol-mediated signaling; lipid metabolic process; small GTPase-mediated signal transduction. Gene Ontology annotation, molecular function: phosphatidylinositol-4,5-bisphosphate phospholipase C activity; guanyl-nucleotide exchange factor activity. The record is from RefSeq and is a predicted model, not a curated record. NCBI's taxonomy places the organism in Eukaryota, Metazoa, Arthropoda, Collembola, Entomobryomorpha, Isotomidae.